CACCACAAGACGUCCUAGGAUUGCUUGAUCCGCAGUCCCCAUACCAAGAAAGAGGCGUAGCCCUCUGAAAUCAAUUUAUGCAUUCUUGGUAGUCCUCUGGAUAGACCAGGAUGCAACGGUAUCCAACAACAUGCGGGGGAAGAGAUGUCAUCAACCUCGAACUGUCCAAUCUUCUCUUUGUUAUUUUGGUAUCUCGUUCCCGUAGACUGGUAGUGAGUAUGCCGGGUAUGGAACCUCGAAGAUGCAGGUGCGUGCUGCAUUGGUGCUGCACAGCCUCUGCUGACAUCUUUCGUUCUUUGUUUGUGUGAGGCAUUUUUGCACCCUUACCUAAUUUCGCAAGCGGACAUAGCAUUUUGGAGUUCCAUUGCGGAAGACUACUACCUAACUAAUCCAAACCUUUGGACGGUCACGGGUGAAGUGGGUAGCUUAAGCCAUAGCUGGCUCUCGUUGAGCACAUGUCUAUGACUGGGUCCUUUUAGCUGCAAUUAUAAGAGCGAUCAUUAGAACUGCAAGACCUUCUCCCACAUCUCUCAAUCCUUUGCAACGAGACUGCGGCAACGUGGUGCUUUGCGCUCUUCUCCCUCACCUUUGAAUUCCCAAGCUUUGCAAUCGCAAAACCUGCCCCCUUGCAAGAAUUUCUCGCAAAAAUUGUCUCCUCUCCUCUUUUCUACCCACCUUGUGUUUACUUCCAUUUCUCCCUACCCCUUGAAGCCAGGUCUUGUAGCAGGUUGAAGAACUGUCACGGUAGAGAUGGUUGAAUUUGCAGAAGAUGAGAAGCAACCUGCUUCCCGGAUUCAUUUUAUCCCUGAUGCGGACGUAGAAGCAGCUGGCACAAGGUACGCCAAAAUCUGGGUCUCUCUCCGUUAUCUAUCCUUUCUGGUGGUAUAUUCUUCGUGCUUUCUUGCAGAAAUCAAAUCUGGAAUUCUCAUUGUUCAGACGAUGCGCUGCACAACUUUUAUUUUGUAUCAAGCAACAAGCUAAUGCUGGGAUCUCAACAGACGCCCAGUUCUUCAUCGUUCAACUUCGAAUAUGUCCAUAAAUAGCGUCCAUAGUAGAAGAGGUUCAGUCGACCCAGCUUCUGUACUUCCAAUUCAAUACAGAACUGUUUCUUUCCAGAUUGCAGAGUCCAAAGAGAAGGAUGCUGCUGAUAAACAAAAAGCCAAGGAUUCCGCCGCCAAAGGUAAGGAAAGACCAACGAACUCGCAUACCAUCCCUGACAUUAUACUUACGUCCUCCAGAAUUUGCGAAUCUCGAAUGGCAUACAAUCACUACAACAGAAGCAUACAUCCGUCUCUCCAGCUCCCCCACCCAGGGUCUCUCAACCGAGCAAGCUAAGCGACGUCUCACAGAGUAUGGCAAGAACGCCCCAUCCCCACCCCCAACUCAUCUCUUCCAACAAAUACUUGGUUACUUCUUCAAGGGCUUUGGAUCAAUCCUCCUCGUAGGAUCAAUCCUCGUCUUCAUUUCUUGGAAACCAUUAGGACAACCACCCGCACAGGCCAAUCUGGCUCUUGCGAUCGUGCUCCUAGCCGUGUUUUUCAUACAGGCGGCUUUCAAUGCGUGGCAGGACUGGUCUUCGUCUAGAGUUAUGGCAUCCAUUUCUACGAUGCUGCCGGAUAGUUGUUUGGUACUGAGAGAUGGGUCCCAGGUUGAGGUUUUGGGGAGUGAGAUUGUGCCGGGUGAUGUGCUGUUCUUGAAGAGUGGGAAUAAGCUGAGUGCUGAUGUUAGGUUUGUGGAGAUCUCGACGGAUGCGAAGUUUGAUCGCUCCAUUCUUACUGGUAGGCUUUUGGCAUAUUCCUUCACUUGUGUUCUUUAGAUGUAUGAGUAGCUGACUUGGUCAUAGGCGAAUCCCUUCCUUUGCAAGGCACGGUCGAUAGUACAGACGACAAUUACCUGGAAACAAAGUGCAUUGGAUUACAAGGGACUCACUGUAUCUCAGGAUCCGGAAUGGGUCUUGUGGUUUCGACGGGUGAUGCUACUGUCUUUGGGAAAAUCGCCAAAAUGACCAACGCUCCCAAGACUGGGCUAACACCACUUGAGAAAGAAAUCUUGAACUUUGUCAUCAUAAUCUGCUCGAUUAUGAUACUUAUGAUAGUCAUCGUCAUCAUUGUUUGGUAUGGAAUAAGUAGCAAAGGCCUCCAAAGUACAGAUUGCUGAUUUAUUCCAUGUAGGGCUGCUUAUCUGCGAAAAGAACAUCCAAAUUGGAUUAAUGUUCCAACAUUGAUCGUUGAUUGCGUGUCGGUCGCUAUCGCGUUUAUCCCUGAAGGACUCCCUAUUGCUUUGACUGCGUCUUUGACUAUUACUGCCAAUCUUAUGCGUAAGAAUAAGAUUCUUUGCAAGUCGCUGAAGACAGUCGAGACUUUGGGUUCAGUGAGCGUUAUUUGCUCUGAUAAAACUGGUACACUUACAAAGGUAUAUCCUCGUCUCCUAUCAUAUAAUCUGUAUACCUAGCUAACGAGCGCCAGAACAAAAUGUGCGUCACAGAAUGCACAAUCGGUCUCCAAAGCAUAGACCCCCAAAGCGCCCACGACGAAAUGCUACAACGCCACAAAGAAGGGGGUGGGAUCAACUUCGUCGACCAACUACGAGCCAUAGCCGGACUUUGCAACUCGGCUGAAUUUGAUGUCUCCACGAAUCACCUUCCUCUUCCUGAACGUAAGAUCAACGGAGAUGCUACCGAUCAAGCUGUUCUACGUUUCUCCGAGUCUCUUGGUCCAGUUGCUGAAUUGAGACAGAUGUGGAAGAGAACUUUUGAAUUGGCGUUUAAUAGCAAAAAUAAAUAUAUGAUUAGGACUUUCGAACUUGCCGAGGACAAGGGACUGGAGGUUGCGCUACCUAGUACCGAGGCCGCGACCUUUAGAAAUGAUGAUAUGUGCGUCCUCUUCCUCUUGCCCAGUAAGGAUUUUGCUAACAUUUCAUAGGUUGUUAACCAUCAAAGGGGCGCCUGAUGUUUUGAUCGGUAGAUGUACCAGAUACACCACCGCUCUAGGCGAAAGCCAAGUUCUUGACACAGGCACACUUGCCAGAAUCGAAGAAAUCAAGAAUACAUGGUCUUCGCAAGGAAAACGUGUUAUCCUGUUGGCCCGGAAGACAGUUCUGAAAGAGCAGAUUAGGGAAAUCCCAACUUCUGCGCUUUUUGAGGACGAGGUUAUGCAUCAUGCUCUGACUGGAUUGACAUUAGUCGGAAUAGUAGGCAUCGUCGAUCCGCCACGAGAUGAAAUUCCUUCUGUCGUUGAGACCCUGAGAGGAGCUGGAAUUAGAAUAUUCAUGGUACGGUACUCCCCCUACUCUGAUGCAGGAAUCAAAAUUUUGACAGAAGAAACUUCAGGUAACAGGAGACUUCGCCCUUACUGCCCACGCGAUAGCAGCAGAAUGUGGAAUCAUAACUAACCCACCACACCUCGUACACACCAUCGCCUCCCUCUCCCGCACCUACGCUCCUUCCAUAACCUCACUCUCCAAAGAACCCCUCACCGACAAUGAAGAACCCGAGCCAGACAGAACAACCUCAAUAGUCCUAAGCGGUCCCGAACUCAUGACCCUGAACGAAAACCAAUGGGACCACCUGACAACCUACAACGAAAUAGUCUUCGCGCGCACCACCCCCUCCCAAAAACUCCGCAUCGUCCACGAAUUCCAACAACGCUCCGAAAUCGUAGCCAUGACCGGCGACGGCGUAAACGACGCCCCCUCACUGAAAGCAGCAGACAUAGGAAUAGCCCUCGGCUCCGGCUCCGACAUCGCGAUCGAAGCCGCAGACAUGGUCUUGUUGGAGUCGUUCUCCGCGAUCGUCGAAGCGGUCCGCUAUGGAAGAGUCGUCUUCGACAACCUCAAAAAGACGAUUGCGUAUCUCCUCCCCGCGGGCUCUUUUUCCGAGUUCUGGCCCGUGAUGACGAGUGUGAUCUUUGGACUUCCGCAGGUGCUUUCGUCGUUCUUGAUGAUUAUCAUUUGUUGUUUUACGGAUUGCGUUGCGGCGACGGUGCUCGCUUAUGAGGAGCCGGAGGCGGAUGUUUUGCUGCGGGGACCGAGGAGGGUGGGAAAAGAUAGACUUGUGGAUUGGAGGUUGAUUGGACAGGCAUAUGGGUUUAUCGGUGUGCUGGAGACGGUGACGAGUUUUGCGAUGUCGUAUUGGUAUUUAGAGAGGAAGGGGAUUCCGUUUGCGAGUUUGUGGUUUGGGUAUGGGACUUUGCCUGCGGAUAUCUCGCAAGAGUACGCUAAUGAGAAACUGGCUGAGGCGAGCUCAAUCUACUUUGUCAAUCUUGUCGUUAUGUAAGUCUUCCUCCUCCCUUUAUCAAUACAUAAUCUAACUUACCACAGGCAAUUCUUCACCCUCCUCGCCCUCCGAACCCGUCGUCUCUCUAUCUUCCAACACCCUCCCUGCUUCAACAAGUCCACACAGAAUCUCUACAUCUUCCCCGCGAUCCUAUUCUCCUUGGCCAUGGCUUUCUUCUGGUUGUAUAUCCCAGAGCUGCAGGAAACUUUGGGAACUAGUGAGGUGCCUGUUGAGUAUUGGUUCCUACCCGUUGCUUUUGGAAUUGGAAUUCUAGUUUUGGAUGAGGGAAGGAAGGGAGUGCUUAGACGGUGGGGGUGGGGUGCUUGGUAGGGGUUUGUGUGUUUUGGACUUUGGGUGUUGUAGUUGCGAUGAGUUAGUAGAUGAAUAAUGAUAGAAGAC
This is a messenger RNA of Hymenoscyphus albidus, 4672 nucleotides long. Lineage: Eukaryota; Fungi; Ascomycota; Leotiomycetes; Helotiales; Helotiaceae. The record is from the annotation of a GenBank genome assembly.